AAACUAUAGGCCCAUGAUACUUCGUUCUUCCAAAACCCUAGGGUAAUUCACCAGUUUUGUAGUGUACAACAUAUACAAGAAAACUCCCUCCAUUAACGCCGUCGACGCACUUGCCUCUUCCAAUUUUCAUUCCCCCACCAUGGUUGCCGCAAAGAAAACCAAGAAGACUCAUGAGAGCAUUAACAACAGGCUGGCUCUCGUAAUGAAGAGCGGCAAAUACACUUUGGGUUACAAAACUGUUCUCAAGACCCUUAGGAGCUCCAAAGGCAAACUAAUCAUCAUUGCCAACAACUGCCCUCCCCUCAGGAAGUCUGAGAUUGAGUACUAUGCUAUGUUGGCAAAGGUUGGAGUCCACCACUACAAUGGAAACAACGUAGAUUUGGGGACUGCAUGUGGUAAGUACUACAGAGUCUGUUGCCUCAGCAUCAUUGAUCCAGGUGAUUCGGAUAUCAUAAAGAGUAUGCCUGGUGACCAGUGAGAUAGCAGCUGAUGUUCCAGAUUGUUCUGCUAAUGGAUACAGCUCAAUUUUACUGCGGUGUUUCAAUUUGCAAAUUUUUCUUAUUUAGAGAAAUAUCUAGUGUAGAUGAGUUUUGCUACUCAUUUGGUGAUGUGCAAGAUAGUUUUGAUGGUAUUUGGAAUCUGAAUGACAUCAAAUUUUUUGGCUGGAGUUUUAAAUCUACUCCAAUUAACUA
Molecule: messenger RNA, 692 nt
Organism: Lycium barbarum (goji berry)
Lineage: Eukaryota; Viridiplantae; Streptophyta; Magnoliopsida; Solanales; Solanaceae
Product: large ribosomal subunit protein eL30
Exons: 5
Coding region: 140-478 (112 amino acids)
Cellular component (GO): cytosolic large ribosomal subunit
Molecular function (GO): RNA binding; structural constituent of ribosome
Source: RefSeq, a predicted model, not a curated record